AGAGAGUCGCGAGGCAUCAGUCGUUGGAGAAUCUAACGCGUUUUUUUCUCGCAUAUCGUUUACGUUUUAAGGUGUUUUAGGGUGUCGGGCGGGUGCACGACAGCCCAGGACCCAUAGCUACCAAUUAUUUCCAACAGCGUUUAUCUAAUAAACAAACAUUUAUUAGAUUGUUAAUAAAGUCUGGUGAGGUGUAUCCAGCAGCAAGGCGGCUAAUUUUACAAGAGUAAGACAGAGAUAGAAAACUAGUGGCGGCGGCUUUAUACGCCGGGAGGGAAGAACGCCGUGUGAGUGAAUAUUGUGAUAUUGUAAGUGACGCGGUGUUGGAAGAUAAUUCAAGAUUCGUGUGGACUCUAAAUCAACGGUCUAAUAAAUUCCCGACAGGAGUCGGUAAACAAAAAUUCGUGAUGUAUUGGAGAUUAGACGACUCACCUUCGCAAAUAUACAAUACAUUGGUGCUGAAGAAACAAUCUGUGUGACAAAGCAUAUAAAUUAAUAAGUGUGGAAUUAAAUAAUUUAUUAGUGUUUUUUUUUUUUUUUAUUUUUUAUUUUUUUUUUUAUUUAUUUAAUAAUAAUUGUCGACCCAAGUGUUUCAUGACGAACUAACCAAUAUAGUGUUGGUUUUUUUUUUUUUAAUUCAAGACUAUUAUUAUUGUUUGGAUUGGUGGACGUUGUUUUUUUUUAUUAUUUUAUAUUUUAAAUAAAUAAAUAAAUAAUAUUAUAAAUAUAAUUGUAAAAGUGAGAGAUUUUAAAAUAGGGGGGGCUGUUUGACCGAUGGACAAACGGAAGAUGUUGACGAAACGCCCUCGAAUGGAUACUAUGAGGGGCCCAAUUGCCAAUGGGCCCAUCCAAACUCGCCCGUUGGUUGCUCUACUUGACGGACGAGAUUGUUCCAUUGAGAUGCCUAUUUUAAAAGACGUUGCUACUGUCGCAUUUUGUGAUGCACAAUCCACAUCUGAGAUACACGAAAAGGUACUAAAUGAAGCUGUUGGAGCUUUGAUGUGGCACACAAUUAUUUUGACAAAAGAAGAUCUGGAGAAAUUUAAAACCUUAAGAAUAAUUGUGAGAAUUGGAUCUGGCGUUGACAAUAUUGAUGUCAAAGCUGCUGGGGAAUUGGGUAUCGCGGUUUGUAAUGUACCCGGUUAUGGUGUUGAAGAAGUUGCCGAUACGACACUUUGUCUUAUUUUGAACCUAUAUCGACGUACGUACUGGCUGGCGAACAUGGUCCGAGAGGGAAAAAAAUUUACUGGUCCUGAACAGGUGCGAGAAGCAGCACAAGGAUGCGCCAGGAUACGAGGAGAUACUCUCGGCAUUGUAGGCUUAGGGAGAAUUGGAUCAGCAGUCGCCUUGCGCGCCAAAGCCUUUGGAUUUAUCGUCAUGUUUUAUGACCCAUAUCUUCCAGAUGGUAUUGAAAAAUCGCUUGGACUUACUAGAGUUUAUACACUACAAGAUUUGCUUUAUCAAUCGGAUUGUGUAUCUCUACACUGUACCUUGAAUGAACACAAUCAUCACUUAAUUAACGAAUUCACUAUCAAACAGAUGAGACCUGGGGCAUUUUUAGUAAACACAGCCCGAGGAGGUCUGGUUGAUGAUGAUGCGUUGGCGGCUGCACUGAAACAGGGAAGAAUUCGUGCGGCAGCCCUUGACGUUCAUGAAAAUGAACCGUACAAUGUCUUUCAGGGUCAGUCCAAUGCGCAAUGUCCGUUGAAGGAUGCCCCCAAUUUAUUGUGUACACCACAUGCGGCAUUUUACAGUGAUGCAAGCUGCUCGGAACUUCGUGAAAUGGCUGCGAGUGAGAUACGACGAGCUAUCGUUGGACGUAUUCCCGACUGCUUGAGAAACUGCGUGAAUAAGGAAUAUUUCCACUCUUCCACCGGCAGCUACCCUGAGGCAAUCAACGGUGGAUACUAUGCGGGAACAUUACCAAUUCAACAGGCACAUUCGACGACGCCCCACGAUUCAGCACCUCCACCACCUGGAAGUCAUUCCGCCGUUGGCGUUGCUAGUAGUGCUGGUCCAAAUUCUUCGGCGGGAGGUGGCAAUGCCGGUCCUACCGGUCCCGCGGGUCCAACGGUAGGCGGUACCGGUGCCGGGGGUCCAGCAUCAGCCCCACCUACUGCUGGAUUACCUGGUCUACCACACAGCAUAGUGAGCGAGCCUGACCCCCGGCCAAGUCCACCUGCUCCGAGUCCUCGUUGACCUUGAACCCCCCAACGAUAUCAACAACUUUCAGCACCACCACCACCACCUCCAUCAUCCUCCGACCUAAUCUCCUCCCUUAACCAUCCAUAUGCAUCAUGAUCAUGAGUUAUAAGAAAUCACCCACAGUGCACCGGGACUGUCGACCGUGACCAACAUCACCCUCUAUUUGACACUCGACGAUCGACAGAACUAACAACAACCACAACCACAACAACAGCAAAUGGAAAAAUUUAAUAUUUAAAUAAAUAUAAAAAAAAAAGUAAAUAAAUAAAUAAAACAAAAUGUUCAUGAGGUAAUAAAUUAUGACACUUUUAUUAAACUAAAACGAAAAUAAAAAAAAAACGCCAACAUCAUUUACAAUUGACAGUGCAUUAUUGUGAAGAAAUGUAUUCCAAAAUCUGUCUACUGCUUCCGAGAUAUAAGUAUAAGGAAAGUAAGAACGAGAGCGGAGAUGAGAGAAUGAAAGAGUGGGAGAGUAAGAAUUAAAAUUAAAGAGAGCAAGAGAGAAUUUAAGUAUGACCUAAUAGUGUGUAAGACAGUGGAAAUAAAAAAAAAAAUAAUAAAAUAAAAAUAAAUUAAAAAAAAAAAAAAAAAA
Microplitis demolitor is the source of this 2794-nucleotide messenger RNA. RefSeq names its product C-terminal-binding protein (gene CtBP). Bases 772 to 2196 code for a protein of 474 amino acids. The record is from RefSeq and is a predicted model, not a curated record. Gene Ontology annotation, molecular function: NAD binding; transcription corepressor activity; oxidoreductase activity, acting on the CH-OH group of donors, NAD or NADP as acceptor. The transcript is spliced from 7 exons. NCBI's taxonomy places the organism in Eukaryota, Metazoa, Arthropoda, Insecta, Hymenoptera, Braconidae.